Molecule: messenger RNA, 4331 nt
Organism: Porites lobata
Lineage: Eukaryota; Metazoa; Cnidaria; Anthozoa; Scleractinia; Poritidae
Source: the annotation of a GenBank genome assembly
AUGCCCGACAAAACUUUAUUACUGGAGGAGGUGAAUGUGCUCAUAAAUGGAACAGUUUCUUCACCACAUAUUGACUACUACAAACAUCUCGACUAUGUCGUUAAACAAGCAAUUGCUGGAGAUCAAGUUGUCUAUAGGAUGGCUAUCCGAAACAAUAUACUGUGGCAGUGGGAAAGUUUAAAGGACCCCGAGAAAAACUACAUUGACUUGCUUAACGAUAUUAUACCAGGAACUGUUGUAAGAAUUAAAAGAGAUUCGAAACGAGUAAAAGAACGCUUACGCGUUACCAUCAGUCGUGUAACAGGAAGCAUAAGGAAAAAAAACAGAUCCGGCUCAGAAAAGCAGAGAAAUGAAAUUUUAAACGGCUGGACAAACCUCAGCAUUUUGGCUGGUGACAUAAUGAAUCCUGGUGAGAUGGAAGAAGAAAUAAAGAGACUUGAAGCAAAAGCCGCAGAUUUAAUGGAAAGGUUGCAGACGUGUAAUGUUGCAGUUGAGGAAUGGAGAAAGAAGUAUGAAAAUCUUGAAGGCGAAAAGAAAAAGGUUUUCGAGGAACUGACAGCGGAAAUCCUCAACAGCCAGGACAAGAAGAAAAUUUCUAAUCUAGAAGCCGAAAACGAAGAAAUAAAAAAAUAUAUAAGAAAAUUAGAGAAAGAGCAAAGGGAUGACGUCAAUGAAAUACAAAAGUUCACUAAGGAAAUGACAACACUCUCUAAACGACAGGCAACUCGGAGGGUAGAAUCUCUCUCAAGCAGAGCUCAGAAAGCAUUAUGGUUUAGCAAACAGUAUGGUUUGGAACUUGAUGCUUUGUGCUUCAAAGACACAGAGGGAAACCAAUAUCCAUUAAAGAUUCCAUCUUCCAAUAGCACAUCACCUGCCCCUCCCAAUUCACCACAACAAACUCCUGGUUCUACCCCUUCUACCUCAUCACAAACUCCUCCCUCUACCCCUUCUACCUCAUCACAAACCCCUGGUCCUGCUCCAUCCACACCACCGCAAGCCCCUGGUUCUCCCGCAUCUACUCGUUCACAAGCCCCUGGUCUUAUGACACCUACCCUGCAACAAGUCCCUGGUUCUACCCACUCCACCCCAACCGGAACCCCUGGUGCUGCCCCACCUACACCACCACAAACCCCAAUUGGUGUGCCACCUGCCAAUGGGUCAUCUUGCCAAGCCACAGUGACUCCAUUAAAUGGGACACCACCAUUGGGCAAUCAGACCACAACACAAUGCAAACGGGUGCAAUACGAUAGUUUGUCAGACAGUGAAAAGGAGAGAGUGGAAGCAGUACUGUUCCUUAUGGAUAAGUUUGCUGUAGGUGAUCCAUUUGUACAUGAGUUGAGCAUGCUGAUAAAUGGGAUGCCAAGGUCAUACCUUAUUAAGCAGUGCCGAGACAACCUUAAUAGCAGUUGCAUUGUAAAGCCAACCAGUGGACCAGAGCCAGGUGCUCAAAUUUCUUUCAAAGAAUCCCUUAUCAGCAAGCUGAACUCUCUUGUAAGUACAUAUCAUUUGCUUCAAAAGAAUGCUAUUCAUUUCUGUUUUUUUUCCUUGAAACAAGCAUAAAAUAAUACAAAAAUAAAUUGCAAACAUUCCCUUAAUUGACAGGCAGAAAAGGGGAAACUGUCUACUGACAAACCAGUCAGAGUAAAAAUCAGUGGUGAUGGAGCCCGCAUGACAAGAUUGACCAACUUUGUCAUACUCAGUUACAGUCUGCUUGAUGAUGAUGAUAAUCUGUUUACUGCUAGAGGUAAGAAACCUUGUUUUAGCUGGUUUUUGCCAUGCAAACAGCACCUUUUUACUGUUUUUUUUUUGUGUCAUAUCCACACCACACUUCUUUUCUGUUAUGUUAUUAUCUUCUAUGAUAAAAACUAUUAUAAUAAUACUUUAUACUCCAUCAUUUAGGUACCAACACUAUUGCCAUAAUGAGUGGGUCUGAAUGCUACGCAUCCAUCAAGGCAAAUUUCAAAGAUUCUUGGGAUGAAAUAAAUAAAAUGAUAGCUGGUGGUAAAGUCUCAAUAAACCAUGGACAAGAAGUACCUGUUGAAAUCUAUCUUGGUGGGGACUACAAGGUUAGAUGUGAAGCUGUUAGAUGGAAGAAGAACUAAAUACAGAUUGCAGUUUUUAGCUACCCCUUUAUCAUAAUAUUUGAUACUUAUAUUGCCCUUAUUUUGAAUAAUCAAAAAAACAUUACAGUUAGCAUAUUAAAAACUACCGACUAGCCUUAAACGUUAAAACCUAAAAUCAUAACAUAAUUUUAAAAAGUAAAAAGUUUAAGCAUUAAAUCUAACAGAAGGCCUCAGAAAAUAAAAAAGUCGUGACUGGACACUUAAAAGUGUUACCAUUCUCUUUUCAGGCAAAUUACCAGAAUAGCCAUGCCUUGGUACCCAUAGAAGGAGGUCACUCAUUACUUCAUUCUUAAUUUGUUUUAUUUCUUUAGUUUCUGUUGUUAGCUAGUGGCCGGUCAGCAGCAACCUCCAACUAUGCUUGUUUAUGGUGCAAGAUCCACAAAGAUCAAAGGUAAAGUUACAGUAAUUUUUGAAUUAAUUAUCAAAACAAGUAAUCAUAAAGGUCAAUACAAAGCAGAAUUCUAUUCCAAGUAUAAAAUACAACCCUGUUCAUGCAAAGAAAAGAGGAGGAACUACCAUUUCUUUUUCAGAUGGGACAUGUCCAAGCCAGGAGACUUUUACAGCAAACCCCCCAUGGCAUUCACCUUGGCAGAUGUAAAAAAACAUGCUACUUCAUCUGAGUUCUGCUGCAUUAACCAGCCUCUCUUAAACAUACCUCUCCAUCACAUUGUCCUUGAUGAGCUUCAUCUCCUUCUUCGAAUCACUGAUGUUCUGCUAGCCAAUCUAAUUGAAGAUGCCAUGGAGUGGGAUGACCGAGAAGAUUUUUUAAAGAGGAGAGGGGAGACCAAAGGCGUUCACUUAAGAAAUCUGACACAAGUGAUAAACAGCUGUGGCGUAACAUUUUCAGUGUGGGAGAAGAAGGAUGGUGAUGGAAAGGGGACAGGUAAAAUGGACUGGACCUCGCUGAUGGGAGAUGAAAGAAAAAAACUACUCAAAAAUCUUCCUGCAAAAUUAGAGGCCUCACAGGAUUCCAUCAAUCAUGAUACUGCUGAGACGGUUAUUAAAAUAUGGAAGGUACUUUUCUAAACCCUAUGUGGAUAUCUUAAUAUACCGGUGUACAAACAUAUGGUAGUCGAGAUUUUAUUGAAAACUUGCAAUUUUCUUAAACUGUUCAAUCCUCAGCUCAUUCAAGUUCUAACAUUUUAUCCACUUUCCUCCAAGGACUUUUCAGAUAUUUAUUUCAACACAGUAUCAUCACUAUUGCCAGAGCGAAGAGAACAAUGUGGAGCAAAGGUAGAGUAGGUCCUAUAUGCAACAUUUAAGGCAAUGUUUGACUUAUUAUUUGACAGGGUUUUCGAAACAGAUUGUUUCCUAAAUGCUAUAUUCCCAAGAAAAGCAUAACCUUUCCUUAUUCUACAGAUACGAGAAUGGGUCAGACUUUUUCUGUCUAUUGCAAAUUCCCGUAAGGGAUAUGCAAACAAGAAUGUGACACCUUACAUGCAUGCUGCUGCAUACCACUUGCAAGAUACCAUUGACAGAUUUGGUAGUGUAAAGUACUUCAGUGGCCAAGGUACUGUCAGAGUUACUGGUUACUUUCACUUAUAACAAACUAAAUGUAUGCCCAAAGUUGUCCUGUGUAUUGCUACCAUGCACACCAAUGACAACAUAUUCAGACAAAUCAGCAAUAGCAAAUAAAAUUAAAAUAUACUUUUUAAUAAAAAAAUUAAUUAUUACAUUUCUGAAAUAACAAAACCAAUCUAAAAUCAUUUUAUGAAACAAAUCUCUGUAAGGGCUUCUCACGAAAGCAAUUCAAAUACUGUAAUACCAAUAAACUAAACUCAACUGAUUUGCCUUUACACAGGAGUAGAAAAAAAUAAUGAUGUGGCAAGAGCAAUUGUCCUUCACAAAUCAAGAAACUGGGAUAGCCCAGCAGAUGUCAUCAGAGCAGAGCACCGCCUUACACAGUUGAGCAACAGAGAGAGGAGAAAAAGAAAGUACAACAAACAAAAUGAGGAGUUCUGGAACAGUGGAAAAAAAGAAUUGAUGUCUAAAACAAAAAGACAGUGUGUCAGUUCCCAACAACUGCAAGAAAAUGAAAGCACUCCACUCAAUAGCAAUGACAGCUGCAGUGAAAUUACCUCAACAGUUAAUUCACAAAAUUCUAACGGGAAUUUGAACAACAGUAAGAGAAAGCAUACAACCACAAAAAGGAAACCUAGUGCUCCUUCUAAAAAGGUUAAAAAGAACAAAAAACAGAAAAAGAAUUAG